Messenger RNA from Macrosteles quadrilineatus (aster leafhopper), 1708 nucleotides. Its product is annotated as beta,beta-carotene 15,15'-dioxygenase-like. The transcript is spliced from 10 exons. Bases 80 to 1621 code for a protein of 513 amino acids. Gene Ontology annotation, molecular function: carotenoid dioxygenase activity; beta-carotene 15,15'-dioxygenase activity. NCBI's taxonomy places the organism in Eukaryota, Metazoa, Arthropoda, Insecta, Hemiptera, Cicadellidae. Gene Ontology annotation, biological process: retinal metabolic process; carotene catabolic process. The record is from RefSeq and is a predicted model, not a curated record.
AGGACUCAAGGUCGCCGUGUAGGAGGGGACUCCAGACUGACCAGUAGUCAGCCAGUCAAGGUACACCCGCGUCAUCGUCAUGUCGUGUUGCAGCAUCGCUCCUCUCUACAGGUCCACAGAGGAACAGCCGACACCUAUACAGGCUGUUGUCACAGGAAGUAUUCCAGAAUGGCUACAAGGAAGGUUCAUACGUGUUGGACCUGGAUUGUUUGAAAUCGAUGACUUCACUGUGAACCAUUGGUUUGAUGGUUUUGCAGUCCUCUACAAAUUUGAAAUAAAAAAUGGAAAAGUAACCUUCAUGAAGAAGUUCCUACAGUCAGAUGCAUACAAGAAAGCAAUGGUAGCCAAGAAGCCAGUGUACACAGAGUUUGGAACGAAAGCCUACACGGACACAACCAAGAGUAUGUUCUCCAGAGUCAUCUCCGCAGUAAUCCCAGACUUGACAGACAACUGUGGUGUCAACAUCUUCAGCUACAAAGACCACGUGUUCUGUGGCUCAGAGUCACCAAUGCUGAGAGAAAUCAACCCUGAGAACCUUGACACUUUGGAUAAGAUAGACCUGACUAAGGUUGGAGCCAACAUGAUGAGUAGCCACUUCCUCCAAGACUCUCACGGAGACUUGUACACAAUAGCCACUGAGAUCUUCACCAGCGCAAACUACUCCGUCAUCAAAGUACCAGCCACUGACAGCAACACCCCAUUCAAGAAGGCACAGGCGCUCUGCUCGAUAUCACCAUACAGCAAAGGCCCCAGCACUUAUCACAGCUUUGCAGCCACAGACAACUACAUAGUGCUCAUAGAACAGCCUCUGACACUCAACAUGUUGAAGAUCAUCUCCUUCCACAUCAAGGGACGCAGCCUCUACGACUGUACAGAGUGGCAACCUCACCUGCUGAAUAAAUUCACCAUCAUUGACAAGAGGAGUGGCAAAGUAAUGCCGACACCUUACAUGUCAACAAAACCAUUCUUCCUGUGUCACCAAAUCAACUGCUACGAAGAAGACAAUCAGCUGGUGGUGGACUUUAUAGACUAUGACUCGCCAGCGUUGUUUGAGCAGAUGUUUCUCAACGUGGUGAGACAAGACAAGUGGAAUGUGUCGGGAGGAGGUUGUGGACAGCGGUUUGUGCUUCCCAUCAUACAACCUGGACAGAAAGCAGAGGAGGGGAAGAACCUUGUGACGCUGAAGACCUCGGCCACAGCGGAGUGUAGGCAAGGAGUGAUACAUCUGACAGGACAUCAGCUGACCACAGACAGGGGAUACGAGCAGCCCAGCAUCAACAGAAACUUCCACGGCAAGAAGUACCGCUACUGCUACGCCAGCGGCAUGAUUGACUGCAGCCCACUACGCAACUCGAUUGUCAAGGUAGACACGGACACUGGAGCCAUGACGUUGUGGAAGGACAGUGACACGGCUUUUCCCGGGGAACCUUACUUUGAGGCUCGUCCUGGAGCGACGGAGGAAGAUGACGGGAUACUCCUAGUCCCGGUCACCAACACCGAUCCCGGAGUCCGGGACUGCCUUGUGUUCCUGGACCCCCGGACACUCCAGGAGGUCGGAAGAGCCAGUGUGGACAGUCACGUACCCAACGUCAUGCAUGGGAUAUUCCUUCCUUUUAAAUAAUCAAGAUUCACCAAGUCUUCCUUUUGUACAUAUUGUGUGUGAUUGUUAAAGAUUAAGUUAAAUAAAGUAAGAUAUUUUAUGUUUAAA